Amphimedon queenslandica is the source of this 2053-nucleotide messenger RNA. RefSeq names its product inositol-3-phosphate synthase 1-A-like. The record is from RefSeq and is a predicted model, not a curated record. Lineage: Eukaryota; Metazoa; Porifera; Demospongiae; Haplosclerida; Niphatidae. Gene Ontology annotation, molecular function: inositol-3-phosphate synthase activity. The transcript has 11 exons. The coding region runs from base 131 to 1795 and encodes 554 amino acids. Gene Ontology annotation, biological process: inositol biosynthetic process; phospholipid biosynthetic process.
AUAUUGCAAUUUAAUGCUACUCUGCUGCUGGAGGCUGCAAUCAUCAUCACUGACUUUGCUGCAGCUGAGAGAGACUGAUAGAGAACCUUACUAAUCCCAUCUACCAAAUACUUUCAACUAACACACAAAAAUGUCUUCGAAAUUUUACGUCGAGAGCGAGAAGGUCCAAUACAAUGAGACAAAGCAGACCAUACUCUCAACUUAUGAGUACCAGUCUUCCCACGUGGAGACCGAUGGAGAGAGAUUCCGUGUAAAACCAGUCAAUACUAGUCUUACCUUUCGUACCAGUGCUCGAGUCCCUAGGGUUGGGGUCAUGCUUGUUGGCUGGGGAGGGAAUAAUGGGUCCACAAUCACUGCUUCUGUCCUUGCCAACAAGCUUGGCAUCUCAUGGAGGACUAAAGAUGGUGUGAAGACUGCUAAUUAUUUCGGUUCCAUAACUCAGUCCUCAACCACUAGUCUGGGGAUAGGUCCAGAUGGUAAAGAUGUCUACGUUCCUUUGAAGGACCUCCUUCCAAUGCUCUCACCCAAUGACAUGGAGUUUGAUGGUUGGGAUAUUUCUUCAGUCAAUAUAGCUGAUGCUUGUUCCAGAGCUAAAGUCCUGGAUAUCAGCAUUCAAGAUCAGCUGAGACCUUAUCUCGAGAAGUUAAAGCCACGCCCAUCCAUCUACUGCCCUGACUUCAUUGCAGCCAAUCAGAGCGAUCGUGCUGACAAUGUCUUGUCUGGUACGAAAUGGGAGAUGGUGACCAAGAUAAGGGAAGACAUUAAGGAUUUCAAACAAAAGAAGAACCUUGACAAAGUCAUCAUCUUGUGGACGGCUAACACCGAAAGGUUCUGUGAUGUUGCAGCUGGUCUUAAUGAUACUGCGGACAACCUUCUGGAGAGCAUAAAGAGGAAUGAGGCUGAGGUCUCAUCAUCAACACUCUUUGCUGUUGCUAGCAUUUUAGAAGGAUGUACAUAUAUCAAUGGUUCUCCUCAGAAUACUUUUGUUCCAGGCUGUGUUGAGCUGGCAGAGAGACAUGGGGUCUUUCUUGGUGGAGAUGACUUCAAGAGCGGACAGACAAAGAUAAAAUCAGUUCUGGUUGACUUCCUCGUGUCUGCUGGUCUGAAACCAACGUCUAUUGUCAGUUACAAUCACCUUGGUAACAAUGACGGGAAGAACCUUUCAGCCCCAAAGCAGUUCAGAAGCAAAGAGAUAUCAAAGAGCAACGUCGUGGAUGACAUGGUGGAAUCAAACGAUGUACUUUACUCACCAAAUGAGAAACCAGAUCACACUGUUGUCAUCAAGUAUGUUCCUUAUGUUGCUGACUCCAAGAGAGCAAUGGACGAGUAUACCUCUGAGAUAUUCAUGGGAGGACAUAACACAAUCGUCCUUCACAACACUUGUGAGGACUCCCUCCUAGCAGCACCACUCAUCAUUGAUCUCGUUAUCAUUGCUGAGCUUUGUGAAAGGAUUCAAGUUAAGACUAUUGAUGGGGAUUACGAGCAGUUCCAUUCGGUCCUUUCUAUUCUCUCGUAUCUAUUAAAGGCUCCAAUGGUACCUCCUGGCACACCUGUCGUCAAUGCAUUAUUCCGCCAAAGAGCUUGCAUUGAGAACAUAUUCAGAGCCUGUGUGGGACUCCCUCCUCUAAAUCACAUGCUUUUAGAGCACAAGAUUCCUUCCCUGAUGACCCAGUUCUCCUCUACCCCUGCUCCAGUUGAGUCCAGUGCCAUCAACCAGAAGCAGCGUCCAGUGCAGCCCGUCGUACAGACCAAUGGUCAGGUCAAUGGACACACCCUCAACGGUUUCGCUCAUUAGUCCUAGCUCAUUAUUGGCCUUAAAUCAAUUAUUAUCUUUAAAAUAACUCAGAAAUUUUAAUUAUUGCUGAUGGUUCUUACUAUUAUUAUUAUUAUUAUUAUUAUUAGUGUAAUCUAUUAUUAUGUGAUGAUAACACCAUAGGGAGCUUCCCUUAAUGUGCUCAUUGCUAAUGCUGAUUUCUUUUAUGAUCAUAAAUUAUAUUAUUGAUUAGUUCUGUACAAAUAAUGAUUAUUUUUAGAUGAAAAGUUAACACAUUAA